Molecule: messenger RNA, 1083 nt
Organism: Osmia lignaria (orchard mason bee)
Lineage: Eukaryota; Metazoa; Arthropoda; Insecta; Hymenoptera; Megachilidae
Gene: Gar1
Product: Gar1 ribonucleoprotein
Biological process (GO): ribosome biogenesis; snoRNA guided rRNA pseudouridine synthesis
Cellular component (GO): box H/ACA snoRNP complex
Molecular function (GO): box H/ACA snoRNA binding
Source: RefSeq, a predicted model, not a curated record
AAUUUGUAUGUGAAGAUUUGAAUAUCACUGUUGAUAUUUUUCAUGGCGCGAAUAUUGCGGUAACCGUCUGCUGCACUUGUCGGAAUGUUUGAAUGAGCGGCUCGUAUUUUCUGUGGAAGUACGAUAAUCAUUCUUUGGAAGUUAUAUGUAUUUAUUUAUGUGACUGGUUUUAAACAAACCUUUCCAAAAAAGCAAUAAUUUUGAAAGUACAUCUGAUACUGAAGGAUACAUUGAAGUAAUUAUAAAAUAAAAAAAUGUCAUUUCGCGGUCGUGGAGGUGGAGGAUUUGGAAGAGGCGGUGGAGGAGGAGGAGGUGGCGGAGGUGGAUUUAGGGGCGGAAGAGGAGGUGGAGGAUUUCGAGGAGGACGUGGAGGUGGUGGAUUUGAUAGAGGAGGAAGAGGAUAUGAUCAAGGUCCACCAGAACAAGUGACUGCAUUAGGUCGUUUCACAUGGACAGUUCAAGAUGACCUAGUUGCUAAAGUAGACAUAGAACAAGUACCUUUUUUUAAUGCUCCAAUCUAUACAGAAAAUAAACAACAGGUUGGAAAAAUAGAUGAAAUAUUUGGUAAUAUCAGGGAUUACUAUGUGUCUAUAAAACUAUCAGAGAAUAUAAAGGCAUCCAGUUUUCAUAAAGAUACACAGUUAUUCAUAGAUCCAGCAAAAUUAUUACCUCUACAAAGGUUUCUGCCUAAACCUCCUGGAUCAGAACAAAAAAGAGGCGGUGGCGGUGGCCGAGGGAUGAAAAGAGGUGGUGGAGGACGUGGUGGUGGUGGCCGAGGUGGCGGUAGACCAUCAUUUGGACGUGGUGGUUUUGGCAAUAGAGGAGGUGGAGGUGGUGGUUUCAGAAGUCGUGGUGGAGGCGGCGGUGGCGGAGGAGGAGGAUUUGGAAGAGGUCGUGGAAGAGGAAAGUGGUAGAAGAAUAAAGAUUAUAAUAAAUUUUUACAUAAAGACAUAUGAAGUGAUAAAGAUACCUUACUUUCAUUAAAAGAAUAUCAACUUCUUUAGUGAUAUAAACGUUUCUUAUAUUUUAUGUACAAUCAUACGUAUAUUUCACUGAAAUAAAACUUCUCAUUGUUACACUUCA